Molecule: messenger RNA, 1338 nt
Organism: Penicillium vulpinum
Lineage: Eukaryota; Fungi; Ascomycota; Eurotiomycetes; Eurotiales; Aspergillaceae
Product: HAD-superfamily hydrolase subfamily IA variant 3
Exons: 4
Coding region: 1-1338 (445 amino acids)
Source: RefSeq, a predicted model, not a curated record
AUGGCCUUUGAGUGUGGAAAGCUCUCAGAGGAAGAAUGCCACCAACAACUAGCGGAUCACUAUGGCUUCGAGGCAGAUGAACUUGUAAUGGCCAUAAGCAAAGGCCGUGCAGCUGCCAUUUAUGAUGAAAGUCUAGUGGCAAGUCUCUGGGACUUCAAAAAGGCUAUGGCGGGCAAGGUGGUGUUCAUUCUUCCAUCGAACAUUUCCAGUCCAGAUUACAUGAUCCUUCGACAGCUAUGGGGAGAGGAAUUUUGGUCCCUUUUUGACCACUGUUUUCCUUCAUGCGUGGUAGGCACCCGUGAACCGAGUAUGCGGUUCUACCCCCGCAUGCUCUCGGGUAGUGGUGCUGUACCGCGAGAUACCAUUUUCGUGGAUGACCAGCCGGAUCAUGUGCUAGCAGCCUCUGCUCUAGGUAUCAAAGGGAUUUUGUUCACUGAUGGCGAGAAUCUCUUGCAGAGUCUCAUGAAUAUGACUGGUGAUCCGGUAGAGCGAGGCCAGGCAUUUCUUCAUGCCAAUGCUGGUCAGCACCACUCGAUCACAGACCGAGGAGAGGAGGUAGAAGAAAACUACUCUCGACUUUUGAUACUGGAUAUUACACACGACUGCUCACUGGUGUCAUUAACUCGUCCCCCUAAAUUUUGGAACUUUUUUGAGGGCCCCGCGAAGUUCACCACCGAGACCUUCCCAGACGAGUUUGAUACUACCGCUUUGGCAUUGGUAUCGAUGCCCUACGAACCCUCGGUGGUGCAUUCCAUGAUGGAUGAAAUGCUGAAUAAUGUUGACGAGGAUGGCUUGAUACAGGUCGGAGAGCCAUCACAUAUAUUUUACCUUGAUGACUCGCGCCCCAGAGUCGAUGCAGUGAUUUGUCUCAACAUUCUCACGCUUUUCUGCACGUACAACAGAGGAUACCAGCUGUCAAAGACCAUGAGCUGGAUCAACGACAUUCUGCUCAAUCGAGCCUAUAUGAAUGGCACUCGAUACUACCCUACUCCGGAGUGGUUCUUGUAUUACAUGGACCGACUACUCUCACGAUCUAAUGAUCAGAUCUUAAGGGACCGAUUCGAGUGUCUUCUCCGAACGCGGAUUAUUGAGCGAAUUGGUGCCGGCGGAGAUGCACUAUGUUUGGCCAUGCGUCUGUGUGUAUGCAACUCGCUUGGAAUUGCAAAUCGCCCUGAUUUUGAUACUUUGACUGCUUUACAGUGUAAAGACGGAGACUGGGAGCCUUCGUUCAUGUAUCUCUUUCCGGGGUCGGGUAGGAGACUUGGAAGUAGAGGCGUGACGACAGCACUCGCAGUGAAGGCACUCCAGAGCGCCGUUACUCAAGGUAUAUUAAUGUGA